AUGCCAUCAACAACCACUUCAUCAUCAAAAGCAAGUUCCUCCACUUCAUCAAACACUUCAUCAAAUACUUCGGGAAAGAAGAUUUCACCUGCUUCUUCAUCGUCAUCUGGGACAACAAGAGAGAAAACUGCUUCAUCAAGAAAGGGAGAAUCAACAAGUACUGAUUUUUCUACCCUUAUAAAAACCAAUCCAAAACUUUCUGCCAAACCAAUUACCAAUAAGGAUGGAGAUGAUAUAACAGAAUAUUUUGAUGAAACUAAUGUUUUGAAUGCCAAGAUUGAACAUUUAGUCAAUCUCAUAAAUCAAUCCAAACAUAUUGUAUUAUAUACAGGUGCUGGUAUCAGUAGAGCAGCAGGUAUUAGAGAUUACAGAUCUCCUAAUGGUGUUUGGACUAUGAAAGAAAAGGGAGUAAAAACUGUAGCAAAGAAGGAUGAAUCAAAGAUAAUCUUCCCAACUCGUACUCACAUGGCUAUUUCUACAUUAUACAAUGCUGGAAAGAUUCAAUAUGUAACUUCUCAAAAUGUUGACGGAUUGCAUGUUAAAUCAGGAAUUCCAAGAAAGAAUAUGAGUGAAUUGCAUGGUAAUACCAAUGUUGAGAUUUGUCACAAAUGUAACAUAGAAUAUGUCCGUAAUUUUAGAUGUAGAAAUAACAAGAAUGUUCACGACCACAGGACUGGAAGAUUCUGUGAAAAGUGUAAAAGUGAAUUGGAAGAUACAAUUAUUAAUUUCAAUGAAAAUUUACCAACUGAUCAAUUGGAAAGAGCAGAGGAGAAUGCUUCCAAGGCUGACCUGGCUAUUGUCGUAGGAACAAGUAUGAGAGUUAAUCCUGCAUGUUCCCUUCCACAGAUGUGUAAAGAAAAUGGAGGAAAAUUAGUCAUUAUCAAUCUCCAAUUAACUCCAAAAGACAAGAAGGCAGAUUUGAGAAUUUUUGCAGAAGCUGACAAGGUUAUUGAUACGGUAAUGAAAAAGCUGGCUUUGGAAAUACCUCCAUUCAUUCUAGAAACUGAAUAUUCAUUAGAAAGCUUUGAAAGUGUCAAUCCAACAAGUGAGAAAAAGUUAAUUGGAUUCAAAAUUACUAGUCCAUCUCCUUUAGGACCAAUGGGUUCAAAGGUAUUGAGAUCAAUCAGCCUAAAGGUUCACGGCUCAAAAGUAGUGAGCUUUAAGGAUACUAUGAUGCUCGAUCCAAUUCCAUCCGAUUGUACAAAGAUAUCAGCAGUACUGAAGUAUAAUCUGAAUUCAAUUGAUGAGAAGGAAGCCAAAUGCACUAUUGAACUGGAAAAUCCACUGAACAUUACUUCGAAAUCCUUUGCUUUAAAGGUGAACACAUCAACCAAUGAAAUUACAGUUACAGAAAAGUAA
Molecule: messenger RNA, 1359 nt
Organism: Naegleria gruberi
Lineage: Eukaryota; Heterolobosea; Eutetramitea; Acrasida; Naegleriidae
Product: silent information regulator family protein
Exons: 2
Coding region: 1-1359 (452 amino acids)
Molecular function (GO): NAD+ binding
Source: RefSeq, a predicted model, not a curated record